Messenger RNA from Vidua chalybeata, 1274 nucleotides. RefSeq names its product hydroxysteroid 17-beta dehydrogenase 3 (gene HSD17B3). The record is from RefSeq and is a predicted model, not a curated record. Gene Ontology annotation, molecular function: oxidoreductase activity. Gene Ontology annotation, cellular component: endoplasmic reticulum. The transcript has 9 exons. NCBI's taxonomy places the organism in Eukaryota, Metazoa, Chordata, Aves, Passeriformes, Viduidae.
AUGUGCACUUUUUGCCAUGAGUGUGCACCUGAAUUCCCGUCACUUGCAGAGAGCCUGCAAUCUGAGCUGGCCACAGAUCAAAAGGUGAAGGGUAUACAAGUUGAUUUCACUAAAAAUUCAGUGUAAAAGAACGUAGAAAAAGAUCUGAAGGACGUGGAUAUAGGUUUUCUGGGUCAUUAGCAAUGUUUGCUUCAUAAUCCGCUUCCAUGCUGUUUCCUUAAUGGGCCAAACAUAGAAGAGGACCUUGUCAACUGCAUUAUUAUUUCUGUUUCAGGACAGAAACUCCAGGAACUGUCUCCUAAUUCUAUGACAAAAAUAAUUUUGAAAUUCAUCACUUCACAGAUGCAAGCAAGUCAGAAAGUUCUAAUUCUGAAUCUGUCCUCUGGUUCGAGUACUUUCCCUUGUCCAAUAUAUACAAUGCACUCAGUUACUAAGAUAAAUCUUUCAACACUUCUACAACCACUACAAGCAGAGUAUAAGGCAAAGGUAAUUAUGAUACAGAUAGUGAUUCCUUAUGGUGUUUCUGCUCCAGUGACAACGUACCAAAACCCUGAUGUUAUUACAAAGGCAGCAGAAGAGCUUGUUAGUGAAUCACUGGAGUAUGUCACCUUUGGAGAUGAGAUUUUUGGAUGUUUCACCCAUGAAAUUCUGAUUGAAUUUGCUUGUGUGUAAAUGUCUUCAAAAGACUUCAGCCAAGUCUGUCUGGGGUCAGCCUGUUCUUUUCACUUUUUCAUAGACCUUGGACAUAAAUGAGAAAGAGACAAUGGGUUGUUAAAGCUAAUAUGGCAUCAGUAAAAUAUGAAGAGAGGAAUACACAAGUAAAGUGUAGUGGUAAGAGCAUAGUAUGGUUUUCUUUGCUUAUGAGCCUUGAGCUGAGCUCAGUUUCAUGUCUGGUUAUCCUUUAUCCUCUCUCCAGCUGCCUGUUUUCAUGACCUUGCUAAGGAAUUUUCCAAGACCUCUACUCCUUCAGAAAAAUUGGCCAGAAAUUUCAAAAGUUAUUAGUGGGGGAGAGGAAGGACAUAAAACCAGAAUCCACUAUCACAAAGACAUAAUUUCCUUGGAUACCAUGCUAAUAAAAUAGAGUAAAUAUUUAUACACAGCACCUGUUAAUGAUGAGCAUUAAAUGCAAGUAUAAGAAAGGCAACAGAUUUGCUGAAAGCAGAGGAAUUAACAAUUUCCUCUAAGAAAAAUGUAGUUACUGAAAGCCUGAAGUAAAAGGUUUUGUGGGCCUUAUAUAGGCUCUAAGAAAUUUAUAUAACCAUUUUAACAUAGUC